This is a messenger RNA of Bipolaris maydis ATCC 48331, 1307 nucleotides long. Its product is annotated as activator of Hsp90 ATPase. Gene Ontology annotation, molecular function: protein-folding chaperone binding; ATPase activator activity. Gene Ontology annotation, cellular component: cytosol. Gene Ontology annotation, biological process: positive regulation of ATP-dependent activity; protein folding. The record is from RefSeq and is a predicted model, not a curated record. Lineage: Eukaryota; Fungi; Ascomycota; Dothideomycetes; Pleosporales; Pleosporaceae.
UCUACAUAAUUCCAUUCUCCAACCCGCCUUUUUAAUUGAAACUGUUUAUUUUCUCUUUCUCAAUCUCUUCAGCUCUCCGAUUAGCUUCCUGGGGCAUAAUUUAAAGUUACCAAUCACCCGACGCGCGCUCUCUCUUCGCUACCAUGGUCCUCCACAACCCUAAUAAUUGGCAUUGGGUCAACAAAGACGUCUCAGUGUGGACGCGCGAGUAUCUUGACAAAGAUCUUGCGCAAAUAUCUGCCGAGAAAAAUGGCGUGACAGCAAAGAUUGACAAGGUGGUGAGCAUGGACGGAGAUGUCGAUGUAAGCCAACGCAAGGGCAAGGUCAUCACCAUCUUCGACGUGAAGCUGAAGUUGGAAUACUCAGGCAAGAACAAGGAGGGCGAGGAGACCAGCGGCACUAUUACCAUUCCAGAGGUCGCUCACGACACCGAGGAAGACGAGUAUGUCUUUGAGGUAGAUGUUUACUCUGAGGACAGUAGCAAACAGCCCGUAAAGGAGCUAGUACGCUCUGACAUCCUACCGCAAUUGCGAAAAGCCUUUGCAAAGCUCGCGCCAGCGAUCAUGGCCGAGCAUGCAAAGGAUAUCCAGCAUGCGCCAGGCGCCAACCCCAGCACCAACUUUACGCCUGCCAAGGUUUACUCGAGUUCAAGCGUGAAUAAGUCGAGCAGCUCCAAGGCGGAAGCAACAUCUUCCCAAAAGAGUAGCUCUGGUGCAGUUGUCAACGUGACGACAAUCACAGACAGCGCAGAAUUCCGGACAGAUGCAGCCAAUCUGUACCAGACUUUCACCGACCCCCAGCGUCUUGCCGCGUUCACACGGGCACCGCCUAAGAACUUUACAGGUGCCAAGCCUGGCGGCAAGUUUGAGCUAUUUGGCGGUAACGUCAGCGGAGAGUUUACCGAGCUUGAGGAGCCGACGCAUAUUGUCCAGAAAUGGCGACUUGCACAAUGGCCCGAGGGGCACUACUCGACGCUGUCUAUAUGGUUUGAUCAGAACGACAUUGAUGCAGUGACCGUGAUGAGAGUAGAAUGGGCAGGCGUACCGGUUGGUCAGGAGGAGCCGACCAAGACCAACUGGGAGCAGUAUUAUGUGCGAAGUAUCAAGACGACGUUUGGCUUUGGCACGGUAUUGUAGACGGCCAAGGCUCGGUUGCAUUGUAUUGCGGCACGGGAGUACAAGGCGUUGGAGGGUUUUACGAAUGCAUACGAAGUGACGGACCCGAAAGGGCAUGAAUGAUAGGCAUGAUGGUAGGUGUACUUAGUACAUGUAGAAACAAUCCAAGAGGUCUGAUGACCAAUGAAAGAU